Messenger RNA from Blepharisma stoltei, 435 nucleotides. The record is from the annotation of a GenBank genome assembly. Lineage: Eukaryota; Ciliophora; Heterotrichea; Heterotrichida; Blepharismidae.
AUGGAUUGCAGCUGUGGCAAUCCUGGAAAAUACAAGUGUCCUCGAUGCCUUAUCAGAUAUUGCUCCAAAGAUUGCUACUCUGCUCAUAAAAAUUCUGGCUGCGAACGAAAGCGAGAGCCGAAAUUUACUCCAAUAGUUCGGCAUCCUCAUCGCAACUUUUUACUUGAAGAUGAAGACGAGACAAUAUUAACGGAUGAAGAAUUAUCGCAAAUGAGUAAUUGCUAAUCAGGGCUUAAUCAAACUUUGAAAACUAUGCUAAAAAAUGAAGAAGUAAGGAAACUUUUAAAUGAAAUUGACUCAUCAGAAAAUAGACUGGGAGCCCUGAGGUCUGUACUCUUACAAGAUAAAGAUGGGAAUUCCACGUUCCAGCAAUGUAUGGAUGAGAUGCUCAAAAGUUUAGGGUAUCUUAAUGAAGAAGGCCAAAGCACGAUUUAG